AUGACCUCGCCUGUAGACCCCGAGCUGCAGCCGAUCUGGAACGGAGCGGCGGAUAUCGGCAAGCCCAGCGACGUGCAUGCGCUCCGAGCCAUACUCGGAGCCAUAUUCUCGGCCCCGCCCGCGCCCGUCCCACCAGGCGCCGCCCAGCUCCCCUCGCACUCCGUCACAUCCGCCGACGGCACGCCGAUAGAAGUGCUGCACUUUGCGCCCGAGGCAACCGCCGCAGAAACCGCCGCAGAAACCGCCACGACGAGGCCGGCCCGCGCCGUCAUAUUCUGCUUCGGCGGCGGCAUGAUCAUGGGCAGCGCGGCCAGCAACGUCGACGCGGCCGGCACCAUGGCGGCGCGGACGCACAGCCAGGUGUUUGUGCCGGGGUACCGCGUGGCGCCCGAGCACCCGGCGCCCGCGGCGGUGGAGGACGUGCUGGCGACGCUGCGGUACGUGCAGACGCACGCGGCCAGGCUGGGGGUGGACCCGGCGCGCGUGGUGGUCUUUGGCCACAGCGCGGGCGGCGGGAUCGCGGCGGGCGCGACGCUGCGGCUGCUGCAGCUGGCGCGACGCGACGGGAGCAGGAGCGGGAGCGGCGACGAACGCCCGAGAGCAGGAGAAGAAGAAGAGGAAGAAGAAGAAGAAGAAGAAGAAAAAGAGGAAACGCUCCCCCUGCCGGCCGGCGUGGCGCUGCGGUACCCGAUGCUGGACGACCGCACCAAGGGCUCGGUCGACGACCCGCUGCACCGCUACCACGUGUGGAAUUGCGUGGCCAACGAGCUGGGCUGGACGGCCUACGCCGGCGGCAAGACGAGGGCGGAGCGCACCGACCAAAACAUGCCCAUAUACGCGGCGCCGGGCCGGGCGCGACCUGAAGACCUGCGCGGCCUGCCGCCCACCUUUGUCGACGUCCCGGAGCUGGACCUGUUCCGAGACGAGGUCGCCCGGUUCGCGGCCGCGUUGGCCAUGGCGGGCGUCGAGGUCGAGUUUCACCACUACCCGGGGCUUCCGCACGGCGUCGAGCACAUGGCGCCAGGGAUAAGCAAGGUCAUUGCCAUGCAGGAGAAUUUGUACCGGUUUAUUCAUCUUGGUGUACACCUUGGCGAACUCGGACGACGGCACCGCGCCCCUCUCGGCCGCCACGUCGUCCACUUGCACCAGGAAGCCGAGGUAGACCUCGACGAAGCGCACGUUCGUGUCUGCGUUCUCGCGGCUGGCCGCCGUGGCCAUCGAGUAGAGCGGGCCCUGCGUCAUGGCCGGCAGCGGGAAGGUGGCCAGGUCGCCCUGCGCGCCUGUGCAGAUGGUCCAGGUGCUGUCGGGGUGGUUCUGCUCCACCAGGUAGCCGAUGGUGUCGCGCUCUCCAGCCCGAACCCGGUCCACCACGCCCUUGAUGGCCGUGUCCGAUGUGACGUCGGCCACGACGGUGGUGAUGCCCUCUGCGGAUCCGACAGCUUUGAUGAGCUUGUCGGCCGAGGCUUGGCUGCGAACGACCGCCAGGACUUUGCGGCCGGCUUGGAGGGCUCCGUGGGCAGCCGCGAUGCCGAUGUUGCCUGUUGA
Messenger RNA from Pyricularia pennisetigena, 1545 nucleotides. RefSeq lists its product as uncharacterized. Lineage: Eukaryota; Fungi; Ascomycota; Sordariomycetes; Magnaporthales; Pyriculariaceae. The record is from RefSeq and is a predicted model, not a curated record. Gene Ontology annotation, molecular function: hydrolase activity. The transcript has 3 exons. The coding region runs from base 1 to 1545 and encodes 514 amino acids.